CAAAGAUAUCUGCUCAUGGUAGACUUUCAAUGAUCCAGGUACCCAUAGCGCAGCUGUGCGGUAUUGAGGAGAUGGUCGCCGUGGUAAUGUGAUGCAUAAAGGUCGCCGUGUAGACACUCAAAGCCGACUAGCAAGACCUCCGCAAUGGGCAUACAAGGCCUUCUGCCGUUGCUCAAGAGCAUACACAAGCCAACACACCUUCGCAACUUCGCCGGGCAGACUCUUGGGGUAGACGCAUAUGGUUGGCUUCACCGAGGUACCAUCUCCUGCGCAAUUGAGCUGGCCCAGCAGAAGCCGACCCGCAAACACAUUGACUUCGUACUAAACCGUGUACGCAUGCUGAUACACUUUGGUGUCUCACCCUACCUGGUCUUUGAUGGCGACUAUCUACCGAGUAAAGCGCACACGGAGAAGGAGCGGGCGGCGAGACGGAAGGAAGCCAAGCGGGUAGGCCUGGAGCUGCUCCGCGUAGGGAAGCCUGCACAGGCGUACCAGGAGCUGCAGAAAGCCAUCGAUGUCACGCCGCUUAUGGCCCGAGAGUUGAUCGAAGAGCUGAAGCCGCUGGGUGUGUCUUACGUCGUCGCGCCAUAUGAAGCCGACAGUCAGCUUGCCUACCUUGAGAAGCAAGGCAUCAUCUCUGGCAUCGUUAGCGAGGACUCGGAUCUGCUGGUGUUCGGCGCUAAAUGCCUCCUCACCAAGCUCGACCAGUACGGUGAAUGCGUCAUGAUCCGCCGUCAAGAUUUCACUUCCUGCCGAGAGGUCAGUCUGGUGGGCUGGACGGACAGGGAGUUCCGUAUGAUGUCCAUGCUUAGCGGUUGUGACUACCUGCCAGGUAUUGAGGGUCUGGGCGUGAAGACGGCCUACCGGCUCGUGCGCAAGCACAAGGCAAUCGAGCCGGCUGUGAGGAUGCUGCAAUUUGAUGGCAAGAAGAAGGUGCCGCCGGGCUACUUGGAGGCCUUUUCGAGGGCCGAGCGGACUUUCUUAUAUCAGUGGGUCUUCUGCCCGGAAGCACAGCGUCUUGUUAACCUCAACGCACCUCCAGCGGAGCUGGAUGUUGCAGGCAUGCCCUACAUAGGCCAGUGCGUGGAGCCAGAGGUGGCGCAAGCGGUUGCUGCUGGCGAGGUCGACCCAAACACAAAGGAGCGACUGCACCUGCCUUCCAGACCGCACUUCCCGUCUUCACGAUCAAAGGUGGCAGAGACCAAUGAGAAGCCCGGCGUGCCAAUUACCGACUUCUUCAAGCCUACUGCGCAGGCAAAGACAGUGGAGACGCCGAGUGAGAAGCCCGGGAAGGGCAUCACCAAUUUCUUCAAGCCAACACGCACACCUCUCGCAGAGCUUGAUCCGAACUCGUUCACGCCGUCUCCAAGUCAGCAACGAUUGCUUGCAGCGCAGCACACAGCCUCUUGGUCUGCAUCGCAAGCCUCCGCUGCUCGCCUGCCCGUCGUUGACCGUAUCAGUGGGCGAAGUGUACCGUCCUCGGCACCGCAACCGAGCCGCCGAACGGCCAGUGCACCUCUGCCUGCGGCCUUGCGGCACUCGCCUAAGAGGCAACGUCUGUGUUCAGACAAUAUGUUCGCUGCGGCCAUGGAUGGCACUGUCGGCUUGCCGUCCGCUACUAGUCGGUUUUUCUCGAAGCACGGCAUGCAGCCGAGCCCGUCGUCGCGCAAAGCCUCCCGCCAGCGCAAGCACGAAGAGUUCGAGCUGUGGUCUGACGACUCUGCCGCAGAAGCUGUCGCUGCCAUGACUGACUCGCAGGAAGCAACGGAGGCAGUGAAGACGUCAUCUCCGAAGAAACGCAAGAAGCUCGCCGUCUAUACGGACCAUGACCAAGGCGAACCAGACCAGGUGGCUACUAGGCAUGCUGUCGCGACUCAAGCCGAGCUCACUGUAUCCAGCAAGGGCGUCAAUACGGCUUUUAGCGAGUACAGGACGAAGUGGGCGUUCAAGGCGGAUGGAUCGCCAAGCACCCCAGUGCAUAGAGCAUGCGCAGCUCAACAACGACCGCCUACACUGAUUGGCAGCGAAACGAUCGCUUGCGCGGCACCGCCGCUCCAGACACCAUCACAAUACGGCGAACCAGACACAAACUCACCAUUACCGGAGACGCUUGUUGCUGGAUCGUCGCCUGUCACAGGCCCUAUACCGUGCCAUGACGAGGACGAAAUACCGGACGAGGAGUGGCUUGCGAUGGAGAAGCGUUCAGCUGUACCAUUGCCUCGCGCACAGUGUCCGGGUAGCGAAGACUUGCUGGUGCCCAACAGUCCCAGCAGUGGCAGCGACGAUGGCAGAUGCAGGCCGAAGCUGGAUAUUGGACGUUUUGCAUUCACCGCAUGAGUAUCACACAGGUCGGCUUUAGCAAGUUUUGUUGUGGAAGUGUACGAUCGACGAAGCUGAGUGCUUGUUUCGUACCGCAGCAUGCCAUGAAGACUAUGUUUUUGGGAGGCUUAUGCUAAUGUCACCGCGUUGUCCUUCCUAACCAAAACUUCUACCCUAGGCAGUACAAACACCUCAGCGCUUCCAUGACCUACAAUGUUCGGCGCUAUUGUCUUGUAUUCAUGUUGCCCAGACUUAUUCCGUGCGGCUGCACGGCCUCUAUUGACCGCCUGCGCCACCAAAUCCACACGCAUCAGCUUCAGCUCGGAUGU
This is a messenger RNA of Baudoinia panamericana UAMH 10762, 2648 nucleotides long. RefSeq lists its product as uncharacterized. The coding region runs from base 145 to 2337 and encodes 730 amino acids. The record is from RefSeq and is a predicted model, not a curated record. Gene Ontology annotation, molecular function: 5'-flap endonuclease activity; DNA binding; 5'-3' DNA exonuclease activity. The transcript has 2 exons. Gene Ontology annotation, biological process: DNA recombination; mismatch repair; DNA double-strand break processing. NCBI's taxonomy places the organism in Eukaryota, Fungi, Ascomycota, Dothideomycetes, Mycosphaerellales, Teratosphaeriaceae. Gene Ontology annotation, cellular component: nucleus.